AGAUCAAAUUAUAUAAACUAGUCAUACUUAGAGGUUUGUAUUCGCACCAGUCUGUUAGAACAUUAACUGAGUCUAUCAUGCAGGCUUCUGUGGUACUUUCGUUUCUUCUUCUUUUGGUCCUUUCAAUGGCAAAUGCUCAACAGAGAAACUUCAACUUGAGCCGAGGCUCUUCUCUCUCUCCCACGGGAAACUCAUCCUUGUUCUCACAAUCCGGCACUUUUGCCUUCGGGUUCUUUCCUUUUGGUGGUGGCUUCGCAGUAGGCAUAUGGUAUGAAGGAACUCCACAAAAAACUGUUGUCUGGACAGCCAACCGGAAUGAUCCUCCGGUAUCUCGGAAUGCCACCAUUGGAUUGACAAACGAUGGUAGGCUCAUCUUGCAAGAGGUGGGAGGCCAAGAAAAAACCAUUGCCAAUACUACAGAACCAGCUUUAUUUGUUUCCUUGCUCGAUCCUGGAAACCUUGUUCUCUACAAUUCGAAUUCAAAAAUUAUAUGGCAAAGUUUUGAUUACCCAACAGACACCCUUUUGCCAGGUUUACUUCUACGAGCUGGGGAUCAACUCGUUUCAAGUAUCUCUGAAACCAAUCACUCGAUGGGAAGCUUUCGGAUCAAGAUGCAGACCGAUGGGAAUAUUGUGAUGUAUCCAGUAGGUUCUCUUGAUGCUCCAGACUAUGCUUAUUGGGCAGCAGCAACAAAUUUUGUAGGAAAGAACGCAACUCUGACGCAAGAUGGAAACGGCCGCCUGUACAUGCUUAAUAGUAGUGGCGCCGAGGUGAAGAACAUCAACAAUGGAGCUGUUCCCUCUGAUGGAAAGAUGUAUAGAGCAACAAUUGAUGCAGACGGGAUAUUCAGGGUGUAUUCUCAUAACUUGAUUGAGAAUGGUAGUCAAUCAAUCGAGUGGUCUGUGCCAGAUGAUAGAUGCACUCCUAAAGGCAUAUGUGGCAUCAAUGGCUAUUGUGAUCUCGUAAGUCUACAACCUGUUUGUGCUUGUCCUCCUGGUUUUGUUUUCAUCAAUCAGGAGCAAAGAAAUUUGGGUUGCAAUAGAAACUUCAUUGCAGAAAGUUGUGCCUUUAAAAAUGACCAUACAGAGUACACUAUUCAGGAAUUGCAAAACAUUGUAUGGAUAGAAAGCACAUAUGCCAUUUUGUCCUCUGUGACGAGAGAAGAAUGCAACCUGGCAUGUUUAGAGGACUGUAAUUGUGAAGCUGCUCAGUUCCAAGGCCAAGAAUGCAAGAAACAAAAACUUCCAUUGACAUUUGGGAGAAGAACACAACAGGAUCAAGCUGGCAACCCGAGCCCAACAACGCUUGUUAAAGUAGGCAUGGACUCAGGUAGGAAUGGGACAAUGGAUCCCAAAGAAUCCCGGAAAGUUUUGCGAAUGGAUAUCUUAGUCAUUGGUGUUGCAUGUCUUUCUUUCGCGUUGAUUGUGCUAGCCUUUUCCGCUUUUCUAAUCUUUAGAUAUCGUCUUUGGGCAUACAAAAAGAUUCCUUAUAAAACUAAUGAUCAAGGAUUGAUUGAAGACGUCACUCUUCGAGCAUUUACUUACAAUGAACUCGAAGUUGCGACGAGUGGCUUUAGCGAACAACUGGGUAAGGGCGCUUUUGGGACAGUUUUCAAGGGUACCUUGUCAGGGCAGAGAACAAUUGCCGUCAAGCGGCUUCAUCAAGAAAUGGUGGCAGAUGGAGAAGUGGAAUUUCGAAACGAGAUGAGGUCCAUUGGAAGAACCCACCAUAGAAACCUUGUCCGCCUGCUAGGUUACUGCCAUGAUGGUUCCAAUAGGCUUUUGGUAUACGAGUACAUGAGCAAUGGAACACUCUCUGGCUACCUUUUGAAAUCGCAGUUAAAGCCAAAUUGGGAAGAAAGAAUUAACAUCGCUUUGGAUAUAGCAAGAGGGAUUCUAUACUUACACGAGGAAUGCGAGACCCGCAUCAUCCACUGCGACCUCAAUCCCAACAACAUAUUAAUGGAUGAGUAUGGGUGUGCAAAAAUUGCAGAUUUUGGAGUAGCGAAGCUAUUAAUCCCAGACCAUUCCAGGACUCUCACUGGGGUGAGAGGGACAAGAGGUUAUGUUGCCCCUGAAUGGCACAAGGGCAUGCCCAUCACCGUGAAAGCCGAUAUUUUUAGUUUUGGGAUUAUGUUUUUUGUCAUUAUAUGUUGUCGCAAGAGCGUUGACAACGAUGCUCUUGAAGGAGAGGCAAUUCUUGUAAAAUGGGUCAAUGACUGUUUCGAGGCCGAUGAACUUAGCAAGCUGGUGCCUGAUGAAGUUGAUCAGCAAAGCUUAAAAAGGAUGAUCAAAAUUGGGUUGUGGUGCAUAGAAGAAGACCCAGAAGUCCGCCCUUCAAUUAAGAAGGUGAUUCAGAUGUUGGAAGGUACUAUAGAGAUAGCUGAACCUCCAUCGACCCAAUCUUCAUUUCAGCAUUAGUUCUUCAUUAUUUAAAAGAGUGAAGUAUUUCUUUUCUUCCCAUAAAACUCGAUUUGUAAUUGGAUUUAAAGAAGUUCAAAGUUUUUGCUAUCAAGCUAGU
Juglans regia (Persian walnut) is the source of this 2520-nucleotide messenger RNA. RefSeq names its product G-type lectin S-receptor-like serine/threonine-protein kinase LECRK3. The coding region runs from base 78 to 2420 and encodes 780 amino acids. Gene Ontology annotation, biological process: recognition of pollen; protein phosphorylation. Gene Ontology annotation, molecular function: ATP binding; protein serine/threonine kinase activity. Lineage: Eukaryota; Viridiplantae; Streptophyta; Magnoliopsida; Fagales; Juglandaceae. The transcript has a single exon. The record is from RefSeq and is a predicted model, not a curated record.